Fusarium pseudograminearum CS3096 is the source of this 505-nucleotide messenger RNA. RefSeq lists its product as uncharacterized. NCBI's taxonomy places the organism in Eukaryota, Fungi, Ascomycota, Sordariomycetes, Hypocreales, Nectriaceae. The record is from RefSeq and is a predicted model, not a curated record. The transcript has a single exon. The annotation marks the transcript as partial.
AUGAAGCUGUCUGCUAUUGCACUUCUGGCCUUGACCUCGGGCAUUGCUGCCGCCCCAGCACCUAAGGCCGGUAAGGACGUUGAUCGCCACGACUACAAGCCUCCCAAGGACCAUUACAAGCCGCCUACCGAGUACAAGCCUCCUCCGAAGGACCACUACAAGCCUCCUGCCGAGCACAAGCCUCCCAAGGAUCAUUACAAACCUCCUACUGAGCAUAAGCCUCCGCCCAAGGACUAUCACAAGCCACCCAAGGAUCACUACAAGCCGCCUGCCGAGCACAAACCGCCACCCAAGGACUAUCAUAAGCCGCCCAAGGAUCACUACAAGCCGCCUGCCGAGCACAAGCCGCCACCCAAGGACUAUCAUAAGCCGCCCAAGGAUCACUACAAACCUCCUUCUGAGCACAAGCCUCCGCCCAAGGACUAUCACAAGCCGCCCAAGGAUCAUUACAAGCCGCCUGUCGAACACAAGCCUCCUCCAAAGGAUCAUUAUAAGCCUCCUACGG